Quercus robur (English oak) is the source of this 2804-nucleotide messenger RNA. Its product is annotated as GDSL esterase/lipase 1-like. NCBI's taxonomy places the organism in Eukaryota, Viridiplantae, Streptophyta, Magnoliopsida, Fagales, Fagaceae. Gene Ontology annotation, biological process: lipid metabolic process. Gene Ontology annotation, molecular function: lipase activity. The transcript is spliced from 5 exons. The record is from RefSeq and is a predicted model, not a curated record. Bases 1503 to 2612 code for a protein of 369 amino acids.
AAGAGGUCUAUAACGGCGUUUUUAAAAUGUCGUUAUAUGUCAAACGUUAAUAUUUUAUUUACAUGGUAUUUUGUACCCCAACAGUUCAUAUCAGGAGUCUCAUGUCUGGCAUUGAAUGUGUGAUGGUACUUUACCCAAUAUCUCAUUGAAACGUCAAUGAUGAUUGUCUUAAUAAACUCAUAUUUGAUAAGGUUGUGGAAAACAGUAUGGCAAAGGUUGAAACCGAUCAAUUUGAGGGGUCUUAAGGAGAAAAGUCUUUUAUGUUGAUGCAAUUUUUUCUUGUAUAUAUAUAGAGGUGGUACAGAUUUUUCUUUGAUUUUCACCUUUAUUACCAGUGUAUAUCACUUUUCUUUCUACUUUUGAUGGGAAAUAUUGUGUUGAUUGCUGAUUGUUUCUUGCAUAUAUAUUACAUCUUAGAAUUGUGCCUUGUAAGUUGAGGUUUUUAAUUUUUUUACUCUUUAAUUGUGUCCCCACUAUUUCGGCACAUACAGUAACAACUCAAAAUAAAAUACCCCUCUUGAGAAGGUUCUCAAAGUGUAAGAAUUUUUCCCAAAGCUGUUGUCCACUCAAAGAAGGAACUGAGGGAUAUGUUAGAGGUUUUAUUGCUCUGUAUUAUUAUUAUUAUUGUUGUUGUUGUUGCUAUUUUGAUUUCUUGUUGUUAUACAUAGUUUUGGUCCACAUCAUUUUUUCCUUUUCUUCAAAUAUAUUGGAUUUUUUUCCAUAGGUUGUGAAGUAAUAUUGAGCAAUUCCUAUAUAUAUAUUGAGCUUUUAUGGUUAUUUGUUGUAGCCAGCCCUAAUUAAUAUGUUGAGGAUCUAUAGUUGACCUUAUAAUUUUGAGACUAAGGCUUUGUUAUUGUGGUAGUGGUGACUUUGACUUAGAAUUUGUUUUUUGUUUUACAAGGAGGGGAACGUAAUGGCUGAUUAUAUUAAAAGAGGCAAAAAAAAAAAAAAAAAAAUUAAGCAUAAUUGAGAGUCCAAUAGAUGUGGGUGACCAACUAUGGAGACUUGUUGGUGGAAUGAGAUGGUUCGUGUGCCCCUAUUUCUAAAAGGACUUGUUCAUCAUGGGGCUCUCUUGCCGCUAAAGUGGGCCGGACCCACAGCAUAAAUAUCUUUGAAUUUUCUUAGUAGUUGGGUGUGUGUAACAAAACUCUUGAUAAUGAUUAAUGGACCGGCGUACGGGUUAAUCUUUGUUAACGCAAUCUGAAAUUGAGAGAAAAAGAUGGUUGAGUUAUAUCAUUUGAAACUAGAGCAUUAUGACUUUGAACUUGGAUUUUUCAAAGAAUACUCUUUGUCGCAUAUAUAAAGUCCAAGGUAACUGCACAAGGUCAGAGUACACAAAUCAUGAACGUAGUCAAUAUGAAGACAAUGAACCAAUCAACCUUCUAUGAAAGAUCAACUGCAGAACUUCCUUUUUCCUCUUGUAAAGCACAAAUCAAGCAGCCUAUAAAAGAAAAUUGCAACUAAUAAAUAGAAGUUGAAAAAAAAAGUUGUAAAGAUUGAACAUGAUGGGCUUAAGGUUCUACUUGUGUUUCUUGGUUUUGUUUACAACCCUUUUCAUCUCAACCCACAGCCUUGGUCACCUUUGCCUGCCAGAAGAACAUGUUGCCUUAUUCAUCUUUGGAGAUUCAUUAUUUGAUGCUGGAAAUAAUAAUUAUAUCAACACCACAACUGAUUACCAAGCAAAUUAUGAGCCAUAUGGGAAGAACUUUUUCAAGUACUCUUCUGGGAGAUAUUCCGAUGGCCGUAUAAUUCCAGAUUUUAUUGCUGAGUUUGCAAAGUUGUCAUUCAUUACACCAUAUCUACAUCCUGGUUACCAUCAAUAUACUGAUGGGGCAAACUUCGCAUCCGCUGGAGCCGGUGCUCUUGUUGAAACUCGCCAAGGAAUGGUGAUCGACCUAAAAACUCAAUUAAGUUAUUUCAAGAACUUCGAGAGGCUGUUGAGCGAAAAACUUGAUGAUGCAGAAGCUAAGACAUUAUUGUCCAGAGCUGUAUACUUAAUUAACAUUGGAGCUAAUGAUUAUGUAGUCCCUUUCACGAGGAAUUCCAGCAUCUUUCAAUCCUAUUCUCAAAAAGAAUAUGUAGACAUGGUGAUCGGCAAUUUGACAUUUGUGAUCAAGGAAAUAUAUAAGGAAGGAGGAAGAAAAUUUGGGUUUCUAAACUUGGCGCCAUUGGGUUGUCUUCCAUUGGGAAGAGCACUAAAUUCAGGAAAGACAAAUGAAUGCAAGCAUGAACUGACAGCCCUAGCAAAACUGCAUAAUAAAGCACUUACCGAAGUUCUCCAUAAUCUAGAGAACGAGCUCAAUGGAUUUAGAUAUUCAAUAGCCGAUACCUACACUAUUCUUAGUGAAAGAAUAAAUAAUCCUUUGAAAUAUGGUUUUAAGGAAGGGUAUAUUGCAUGUUGUGGAAUUGGACCGUACAAAGGAAUUAAUAGUUGUGGAGGAAAGAGAUCAGUUAAAGAGUACGAAUUAUGUGAGAAUGCUAGUGAAUAUGUGUUCUUUGACACUGUUCAUCCCUCAGAAAAAGCCAACCAGCAAUUCGCAGAGCUAAUGUGGAGUGGAACUCCCAAUGUUACAGGACCUUAUAAUCUCAAAGCAUUGUUUGAACACAAAUGAAUGUAGAUUUCAUAAGCAUUGAGUGAAUCAUAAAUGUUAUUAUUUAUUUAUUUAUUUUUUAUUUUUUGAAAAUCAAGUUAUUAUUAGAAUUUAAAUAUAUAUAAAAAAGUCAUUAAGCAUGGAUUUUCGUCAUAAAUGUUAUUAUUAAAAUUUAAAUAAUAAAAAGUAAUUAAGCAUGUAUCUUUGUCACUA